UUCCAAAUUAAAACAUUCUUUUACUUUCGUGACCCAAAAAUAAUAAUAAAAAACACAAUGACGUACAACACAAUUUGUUUAAAGACCACAUUUGUACAAAAAUGUGUUAUUAAAACUCACAAUUUGUCUAUCUAGCUAUCAUUGGUUGUUAUAGCAACAUGGGAAAACCCGGAAAACGCAGUAACCAUAACAGUUCUCGCGAGAAUUGACUAUUACGACUCCGUUUAUUUGUGUUUGAUACAGUAGAAGUUAAACUAUAACAUUUAUUCUGAAUAAGCACAAUUAGACGAGCUUUGCUGCAACAGCUGCCCCCGGUCAGUCGUUGUGUAAUUUAACAUAUGUUAUUGGAAAACGCAAACAUGUGGAUGCAGUGUAACUUCCGCAUCCGUUUCGACUUUGUGGAUCAGCGGGAAAAGUUCAGUUGGUUUUAAAGCAGGCAACAGUCGAAAUCAAGACAACGCGGUCCAUUCGGUCAACAUAUGGUCGAACAAAGAGCUCGAUUGCAACCAUCAUGUCCUUGCUGUCCUCCGUUGAACAAGCUAUUAAAUCAUGUAAAGCUGAACAAGCCAGGAUCAAUGAAAGUAUUCGGCUCUACAGAGAAAUACUACAGUGCUUGACUCCACCAACAGCGACAGAUGAACAUCAUCUGUUAGAUCGUGCAGAGGCUGCUGUUACAGACAUAAAUACGUCACCGGGGGAGAAGGAAGAUAUAGAAUUGCUUGAGCGAGCACUGGAGAAAGCUCUUCAGGUCCGCACCAGCUCAGGGAAAAAGAACCCAGAGAGAGACAAACAAUCCAGAUCUCCAUAUGAACCGGACAGAUUUGUUUCAACCUCAAAACACAUAAAAAUUCCCAAAGAAAGUCAACAAAUCAGAUCCACUUCAAAAUUAACCAGUCUUGAAAAGAAAAGUGAAUGCAACGCCACAACAACGACAGAAAUGCGUGGAGGACGCUCCUCCACAGUGGGCACCGGACUCUCAGGGAACAGAAAUGUGGGGCAAAUGAAAAAGAAAAGCCAAAGUUCCUCAGCUAGGUUUGGGCCUCAGCAGGCUGCCAGGAAGCAGCAGCAGGCUGGUCCGAGGUCUGGUUCUCUUAAUACCAUCUCAACCUCACACCCACAUAAGAAGACCACUAGGAGCAGCAUGAUCAGUUGGGAUGACUCAAGCACAGCUCCUUCAAAUACCCCAGAGCCUUUAUCACACACAGAUGAGACUGGGGCACUUAAUUCUCAACCUCAAGGUGGUGCCUAUGAGCAGAUAACAAAAUGGAAAUUCUUACGAAGCAAGGAAAACAGGUUGUGGGAAAACGUUAUUGCCAUACAGAGGGACACUGUUCCAGGGAGAGAUCACUUCCUGCACAGAAUGAGAACGACGUUUGCUGAAGAUGUGACAUGUGGUAUCACAGAUGAGACCAGAGCUCAGGUUAAUAAACCAUCCCACUCACGACAUGAUGUCAGCGAUCGUCGUCACAGGAAGGAGCGUCAUGUCAAAUCAACCCUACAAGCAGCAGCAGCCGAGUCUGAGAUGGAAGCAUGGGAUCGAUGGAGGCCAGAGGAAGGAUGUCUCUGCCCCACUGGGGCAAAUAUUGGGAUGCUUUCAAUUUUACCUCUGACUGUGACGUACACAACAGAAGGAGAGCUCCGACAGCUGGAGAAGCAGAGGAUGCAGGUGGCACUGCUGCAGCAGGAGAUAGACCUCGACCAGGCUUUGUUUCAGGCUCUGUCUCCUCAUCUCUCAUCUGUAUGUCCUGGCUCUGGAAGUCCAAACCCCAGUGUUCUGAGAGACAUGUACUCCCUCCUGGGUGAAGGAGGCGAACGUUUCCCUGCUGUAGUCCUGGAUACUGAGCCUGAAUGAACCCAGAACAUACUGUGUUGCACUCUGCUGUGCUUUAAAAAAAAUAUAUAUAUAUAAUCAUGUAAC
Messenger RNA from Cynoglossus semilaevis (tongue sole), 1918 nucleotides. It is a transcript of the gene tedc2, whose product is annotated as tubulin epsilon and delta complex 2. The coding region runs from base 512 to 1852 and encodes 446 amino acids. NCBI's taxonomy places the organism in Eukaryota, Metazoa, Chordata, Actinopteri, Pleuronectiformes, Cynoglossidae. The transcript is spliced from 8 exons. The record is from RefSeq and is a predicted model, not a curated record.